This is a messenger RNA of Lactuca saligna, 1546 nucleotides long. The record is from the annotation of a GenBank genome assembly. Lineage: Eukaryota; Viridiplantae; Streptophyta; Magnoliopsida; Asterales; Asteraceae.
GUGCUAUGGAUGCAAUGACGGUAACAACUAAACUAGGUUUUCAUUAUAUAAAUACUAAUUUAUAGAGAAACACUUGUAACUCAACUCUGAAACCAUUUUGUUCCUUUAUCCCAGAACCUUGACAAGAUUGAAGUUAUGUAUGUUUUGUGUUCUAGGAGGGAGGAACCACAACAUGUUCUCCAGGUCGCUGCAAAUAUGAAGAAACUUCGGUGUAUUGAUUUGGGAUUUUUUCUGGAAAAAACUGAAUUGGUUAUAAUGCCAGAAAGUUUUCCACCAAGGGAGCUUUGUUGUCUAACAUUGGAAGACAUCAAUGCAAAACAACUUUGGGAGGGUUAUAAGGAUGAUCAAACUCGAUGGAUUGAGAAGCCUGAUCAAGACACCUGAUUUUGAUGGGAUUCCAAACCUUGAAAGAUUCAUAGUUGAAGGAUCUUCUUUAUUAGAAGAGAUUCAUCCAUCAUUUGGACGUUUGGAAAAGCUUGUUUGCGUACAUAUACAAAAUUGUGAAAAUCUUAAGAUGGUUCCACCCAUUACCCGGUCGAAGAAACUCAAGACUCUUGUAUUCUCAGCUUGCAGAUCAUUUAAUAAUUUUUUACCUCACAACAUGAACCACACAGGUGUAUGGUUUUUUAGUGGAUGCUUAAGAAAACUGGUUCUCAGCAACUGCAGUCUGACAGAUGGAGACAUUAAUUCGGCUGCUGGUUGGGAAUUACCCAAUUUGCUAGAACUCAAUCUACAAGAAAAUGGAUUUGUUCGGUUGGAUUUUAGUCUCUUGCUACUUCCUCAGCUCAAAUGUCUUGACAUAAGAUACUGCAAAGACCUUGUAGAAUUGUCGGAGCUGCCAUUAAGUAUAGCUGUUGUUUUAGCGGAUGGUUGUUUCUCACUUGAAAGCUUUGGAGAUAUUUCAAACUGUAAAUGGUUGUGGAAAGUCACUCUUACUGGGAACCACAAACUUGGUCCACUUGUUUGUGACAUGUUACUAAACUCCAUGCUCCUGGGAAACGCCAAACAUUACUUUAUCAGUAUCAACCUUUCAGGCAUUGACAUUUGGAGUGGGCCAUCUGUAGUUUGGAUCAACUGGGUGAAGGCUUGUAAUAUGACGCUUCCACAUGACUGGUACAAUCACUUUUCUGGGAUUCUGAUGUUUGUCAGAUCUGAGGACCUUCAUAUGGGCAUUAAUAUAAGUAUAAAGCAAGGCUUAGAUGAAGAUUUUCAAUCUCAGAUUUGGCAGGAGUCUGAUGAAACACCUGAUCCUGAAUAUCAAGAGACAUGUGUAGGAUAUGUUUCGUUUAGUUCAUUGAGGCACACAAGAUGCUUGAAUUCGACAUACAAUAUCAUCUCAUUUUCUUUUGGCACUGAGGAUUUGUAUGGAAAUGGGAAUAGGUUUAGAGCUGUACUCAUUCCUAAAGAUUAUGAUCCGAUGCAAACAACAAAAGUCACAACAGAUUGGUUAGAUUUUUGGGAUGAGGAAGAUGAUUCCAAAAAGACAUUUAGGAUACGACAUGAUUUAAACUCCUCUAUUGAGAUUUUAUGGCGUACUUGGGUCUGA